Molecule: messenger RNA, 1521 nt
Organism: Dioscorea cayenensis subsp. rotundata (Guinea yam)
Lineage: Eukaryota; Viridiplantae; Streptophyta; Magnoliopsida; Dioscoreales; Dioscoreaceae
Exons: 4
Coding region: 44-1381 (445 amino acids)
Source: RefSeq, a predicted model, not a curated record
GAGGCCAUUAACGUGAGCUUGGCACGAGAUCCACCGCGUCGCCAUGCUCGAGAGCACGCUCUCGGCUCGCCGGGCGCCACCCGGCGCCGAGGAGAACGACGGAGACGAUGAAUCCAAGACAAGGAAGCACGCUCCUCUCCACUCCCGUCUCAACAUGCUCCUCUCCCCCCGUCUCGGCCCCUUCACCGCCGCAACCACCGCCUCCCCUUCUCCUUGCCUCGCUUUCGCCUUCGCUGUCCCUCUUCUCGUCUGCUUUGCCUUCGUUUACGCCUAUUUCUCCCGCCCCAGCACCUGUGCUUGUGUCUCCACCCACGACUCGCUCUCCCGCAUCGCCUUUCUCGGGGGUGGAAGCCUCGAAGGGCUUGCCUCCGAUUUCGGAUCUCUUGGCGUCCCUUGGUGUAGAUCUAAACAGGGGAAAAUGGUAGAGUGGACUUCAAAGGACCUGCUCAAAGCCCUUGAGGAGUUUGUGCCGAUCUAUGAAACCCGACCUAUCCAGAACAACAUGUAUGGCAUGGGAUUUGACCAUAGCUUUGGGCUUUGGUUCAUGGCACGAUGGCUUAAGCCGGAUCUGAUGAUAGAGAGUGGUGCUUUCAAAGGGCAUUCUACAUGGGUCCUGCGCCAAGCAAGGCCUGAGACACGCAUUAUCUCUCUUUCGCCCCGACACCCUGAGAAGUAUCUGCGGAAGGGACCGGCUUAUGUUGAUGUGAACUGCACAUACUAUGCAGGGAAAGAUUUUGUGGAUUUUGGAAAUGUUGACUGGAGAAGUGUUCUAAAGAAACAUCAUAUCACAGAUCUCAGUCGGGUUCUUGUUUUCUUUGAUGAUCAUCAGAAUGAACUCAAGAGAGUGAAGCAAGCGCUCAAAGCUGGAUUUCAGAAUCUUAUAUUCGAAGAUAAUUAUGACACUGGGACUGGUGAUCACUAUUCUCUGAGACAGAUAUGUGAUCAGUUUUACAUCAGAGGUGGUGGACAUUCCUGCUUCAAGGAUGGUGAUGAAGCUAGGAUAAGGAUGAAACGGAAGAAGUUCUGGGACAAGGCUGUGAACAUCAAUGAACUCUGUGGGCCGGGGGAAGCAUGGUGGGGUGUGAGGGGUUACAUGCGGGAUGAUUUUAAUCACAGCAAUAAGGCGAUCUCAUAUGCAGAACAUUUUCAGAAUAGCAGGUUCAUUGAGUCUAUUUUAGAUGUGUACUGGGAGCUCUCACCAGUGGCCGGCCCAUCGCUCACCCACCAAACAAGAUACGACCCGGCACGGUCCUCUGAACCUAUCAUUGAAGAUGGCCGAUUUGGCAUGUUUAAGAGGCUUGGUCUAACGAAAUUUGAUUCUUCUGUUUUUAAUGGAUACACACAGAUGGUUUAUCUUCAGAUAUCUGCAUCCCCAUCAUGAUCAUCUAGGAAGAGUAUUCAGGUGACUCAUUUGAGAUCUAUUAACUAGUUCAAUCUGUCAUCUUGUUUUGACUAUGACUGAAACUCCAGUUGCUGUACAUAGAUUUUGAUCAUUUGAAUGAAUUCACAACAUUUAGACGA